Molecule: messenger RNA, 3165 nt
Organism: Perca flavescens (yellow perch)
Lineage: Eukaryota; Metazoa; Chordata; Actinopteri; Perciformes; Percidae
Product: NACHT, LRR and PYD domains-containing protein 3
Exons: 7
Coding region: 1-3165 (1054 amino acids)
Molecular function (GO): protein binding
Source: RefSeq, a predicted model, not a curated record
AUGGCGAGGCUUAAAGAGCUGCUUUUGGAAACACUGGAAGAUUUGACCAAUGAAGACUUCAAAUCUUUCAAGUGGCACCUGACUGUUGUCAAGGAUGGUUUCUCCCCUAUCAAAAGGUCCCUCCUAGAGGACAAAGACAGGCAUGACACAGUGAAUGUGAUGGUGCAUAAAUACAACCAACAGGCUGUGGAGGUGGCCGAGAAGAUUUUAGGGAAGAUUGGCAGGAAUGAUCUGGCUGUGGAGGUGGCCAAGAAGAUUUUAGGGAAGAUUGGCAGGAAUGAUCUGGCACAGCAUUUGUCAAGGAGAAGCUUAGAAGUAAAAGUUGUGGAUAUUCCAGUGCUGAAGCCUCAUCAACAGAUCAUACAAUACCAACGGAAAAUCCAAUCUUACCUCCAGAACGAGUUUACAUGUGCUCAAGAGGGCAUGACCGACAAGAUGGAUCAGCAGUGUCUGGAUGACAUCUUCACAGAGAUGUUUAUCACAGCUGGGGGGGAACUACACAUCAAUGAACAGCAUGAGGUCAUGCAGAUCGAAAUAAAAGGGAGGGUAGCAGGGACAGAGACACCAAUUGAACCAAGUAAGAUAUUCAUAAGUGCUACCGGAAACCACAAGCCCAUAAGAAUGGUGCUGACGACUGGAGUUGCAGGAAUUGGCAAAACAUUCCUUGUGCGAAAGUUUGUGUUGGACUGGGCCAAGGGAAGGACGAAUCAAGAUGUGCACCUUAUAUUCCACUUCACCUUCCGUAAACUGAAUUUGCUGAAGGGAGAAAAGUUUCGUUUGGCAGAGUUAAUCCACCAAUAUAUCAGGGAAACCAAAGACAUCCCGAAGCAGGAACUUGAUGUCAUCUUUACAAAACUACAGGCAUCAGGAAACUGUGAUUUUAAUGAGAGUGAAUUCAAACUUCUGUUUGUGUUUGAUGGACUGGAUGAAAGCCGCCUUCAGCUGGAUUUUACCUGCAGUGAACAGCUGCCAACUGACUUUGAUGUGACACAGUCAACCUCAGUGGAUGGGCUGCUGACUGCCCUCAUUGAGGGGAGACUGCUUCCCUCAGCUCGCGUCUGGAUAACUACACGGCCUGCAGCAGCCAAUCAGAUCCCUCGAGACUUUGUUGACUGCAUGACAGUGGUGAGAGGAUUCACUGAUCCACAGAAGGUGGAGUACUUCAGGAAGAGAUUCCCAGAUGAAGAGCAAGCCAGCAGAAUCAUCUCCCACAUUAAGGCAUCACGAAGCAUCUUCAUUAUGUGCCACAUCCCAGUCUUCUGCUGGAUCACUGCUACAGUUCUCAAGGGUGUUUUGAAGACCAGAACACAGGCAGAGCUGCCUAAAACCCUGACUGAGAUGUACACAGAAUUCCUGGUGUAUCAGAUCAAACAGACAGGAGACAGAUGUGGCACAAAAAAGAGCAUUCAGUACAUCCAUUCAUUGGCAAAACUAGCUUUUCGCCAGCUGGAGAAAGGCAACCUCAUCUUCUAUGAGAAAGACCUGAAAGACAGUGGCAUUAAUAUCCGUAAAGCCGCACAGUACUCUGGAGUUUUCACAGAAGUCUUCAAAGAAGAGCAUAAGUGGAGGGACAACGACAAGGGUAGGAUGUUCAGCUUUGUCCAUCUGAGCAUUCAGGAGUAUCUGGCUGCUCUUUAUGUGGUCAUGUCGCUCAUUAACAACAACAAGAAUGUACUGUCUGAGCCAGAUCUAACACUGGACAGUCUUUGGAUGAUUUGCAAGAGGAAAUGCAUCACAGAAGUCCACGAGAUUGCAAUUGACAAAGCCUUGAAGAGUUCAAAUGGGCACCUGGACUUGUUCCUACGCUUCCUCCUGGGCCUCUCCCUGCAGACCAAUCAGGAUCUCCUCAAGCGCCUGUUAAAGAUGACAAAAGGGUUCUCUCAGACCAGCCACAAAACAAUCCAGUCCAUCAAGGAAAGGAUCAGGCAGAAUAAAUCUCCAGAGAGGAGCAUCAAUCUGUUCUACUGUCUGAAUGAGCUGAGAGAUGACUCUCUAGAGGAGGAGAUCCAACAGUACCUGAGUUCAGGAAGGCUUUCAACAAAGAAUCUCUCUCCUGCUCUCUGGUCAGCUCUGGUCUUUAUCUUGCUUUCCUCUGAAGAAGCGCUGGAGGUGUUUGACCUGAAGAAAUACUCUGCAUCAGAGGAGGGUCUACUGCGGCUGCUGCCAGUGGUCAAGGCCUCCAAGAAGUCGCUGCUAAGUGGCUGUAAAUUGUCAGAGAACAGCUGUGAAGCUCUGGCCUCCGUCCUUAGCUCUCAAUCAUCUAAACUGACAGAGUUGGACCUGAGUGACAAUGACCUGCAUGAUUCAGGAGUGAAGCUUCUCUCUGCCGGACUGGAGAGUCCACGUUGUGUCCUGCAAACUCUCAAACUGUCAGGCUGUAUGAUCACAAAGGAAGGCUGUGCUUCUCUUGCCUCAGCUCUGAAGUCCAACCCCUCCCACCUGAGAGAGCUGGACCUGAGCUACAAUCAUCCAGGAAAAUCGGGAGGGAAGCUGCUGACUGCUGGACUAAAGAAUCCAGAUUGGAGACUGGAAACUCUCAACCUCGACCAUGGUGGAGAGCAAAGACUGAAACCUGGUCUGAAGAAAUACUUCUGUGAACUCACACUGGAUCAAAACACAGCACACAGAAACCUCCAACUGUCCGACAACUCCACAAAGGCGACGACCAUUGAAGAGGAGCAGCGGCGGUGUCACCACCCACAUAGAUUUGACUGCUGGCUCCAGGUGAUGUGUGGCACUGGUCUGACUGGUCGCUGUUACUGGGAGGUCGAGUGGGAAGGCAAGGUUUAUAUAGCAGUGACAUAUGAAGGAAUCAGGCGGAAAGGUGAGGGAGCUGAUGGCUGUCUUGGAGCCAAUGAUCAAUCAUGGAUGCUGCUCUGUGACGAUGAUGGAAGUUACUCUGUCCGGCAUGAAGACAGAUCUACACCUAUUCGUCCCCCGCCGUCUUUGGCGUCAAACAGAGUUGCAGUGUUUCUGGACUAUCGUGCUGGCACUCUGACCUUCUCCAAAGUGACCUCUGACACACUGAUCCCCCUCCACACCUUCCACUCCACAUUCACUGAACCUCUUUACCCUGCGUUUGGUUUUGGCUUUGGGAAUGGAUUUGGAAGCUUUGGCUCCUCAGUGUCCUUAUGCGAGGUGGAAGACAGCGCCUCCUGCUGUUGA